Molecule: messenger RNA, 1924 nt
Organism: Scheffersomyces amazonensis
Lineage: Eukaryota; Fungi; Ascomycota; Pichiomycetes; Serinales; Debaryomycetaceae
Gene: MAL2
Product: oligo-1,6-glucosidase IMA1
Exons: 1
Coding region: 124-1899 (591 amino acids)
Biological process (GO): maltose catabolic process; sucrose catabolic process
Molecular function (GO): alpha-amylase activity; oligo-1,6-glucosidase activity; glucan 1,4-alpha-maltotriohydrolase activity
Source: RefSeq, a predicted model, not a curated record
AUAAUAUCUCCGUAUUAUUGCGGGAAUUGCAGAGAUGUUCCGAAAAACAUCCCCCACAUUUCGCACUAUAAAAUAGGUGAAAAAUUUCACUAAAGUUUAUUAACCUUUAAUCGCUAACGAAAAAUGGUGAAUCACCAAUCAGUGAAUCACCAAUCAGUGAAUCACCGAACGGUGAGUCACCAAACGGUGAGUCACCAAACGGUGAAGCACCAAUGGUGGAAAGAAUCUAUAGUAUAUCAAAUAUGGCCUGCUUCAUAUAAGGAUUCUAACGGAGAUGGAGUAGGAGAUAUACGGGGUAUUGUUGAUACAUUAGAUUAUUUAAAAGAAUUAGGUAUUGAUGUCAUUUGGAUAAGUCCUAUGUAUGAUUCACCUCAAGAUGAUAUGGGAUAUGAUAUUAGUGACUAUGAAAAGAUCUAUGAAAAAUAUGGGACUUUGAAUGAUAUGGAAGAUCUCAUAAAUGAGUCUCAUAAGAGAGGGUUAAAGAUUAUAUUAGAUUUGGUUAUAAAUCAUACAUCUAAUCAACAUGAAUGGUUUAAAGAAUCUAGAUCAUCAAAGACUAAUCCAAAAAGAGAUUGGUAUAUUUGGAAACCUCCAAGAUAUGAUGAAAAUGGUAAUCGUCAACCUCCUAAUAAUUGGGGUUCUUAUUUCUCGGGUUCUGCUUGGACAUAUGAUCAAUUAACUGAUGAAUAUUAUUUACAUUUAUUUGCUGAAUCUCAACCUGAUUUAAAUUGGGAAAACAAAUUGGCAAGAGAAGCUAUAUAUAAAUCAGCCAUUUUAUUUUGGCUUCAAAAGGGAAUUGAUGGAUUUAGAAUUGAUACAGCUGGUAUGUAUUCAAAAGUUCAAUCCUUUAAGGAUGUACCGAUUAUUUUCCCUGAUAAAGACUUUCAGCCAUGUAAACUUUAUCAUCAACAUGGACCUAGGAUUCAUGAAUUUCAUAAGGAAAUAUAUGAAAGAUUUAUAGAACCAUUUAAUGCUAUAACUGUGGGAGAAGUUGGACAUUCUACAAGAGAAGAAUCUUUAAAAUAUGUUAGUGAAGAAGCUAAAGAAAUGAAUAUGAUGUUUUUAUUUGAUGUUGUUGAAGUAGGAGUUGAUUCACGAGAUAGGUUUCGUUAUAAAGGGUAUGAUUUGAUUGAUUUUAAAAGAGCCUUUCAUACUCAAAGUUCCUUUUCAGAAGGUACUGAUGCUUGGUCUACAAUAUUUAUUGAGAAUCAUGAUCAACCCAGAUCAAUUUCUCGAUUUGGUAAUGAUUCACCUGAAUUCAGAGUUCAAUCAGGUAAAGCUUUAGCAACUUUACAAGUGGCAUUAACUGGGACUGAAUUUAUUUAUCAAGGUCAAGAGAUUGGAAUGAUUAAUCUUCCUCGAAGUUGGGAUAUAAAAGAGUAUCAGGAUAUUAAUACUGUCAAUUAUUUCCGGGAGAAUGGAUCUAAAACGGGAGACAAUGAAAAGUUAAUGGAUGUUAUUAAUUUAAUGGCUAGAGAUAAUGCCAGAUCUCCAAUUCAAUGGAAUUCUUCAAGUCAAGGAGGGUUCACUAGUGGUACACCUUGGACUCGAGUUCAUGAUAACUAUGAACAAAUCAAUGUCGAAUCACAACUCCAUGACCCAACAUCAAUGCUUAGUUUCUGGAAACAAGCUAUCCGGUUAAGAAAACAGUAUAAAGAACUAUUUGUUUAUGGAAGAUUAGAAAUCUUAGACUGGGAAAAUGAGAACAUUUUUACAUUUCUUAAAAUUGACGAAAGAGGAAACAAAGCUUAUGUGGUUAUAAACUUCACUGCUAAAUCAGUAAACUUUGUUAAUUUACUUCCAGACAAGACACUAACUUUAAUUCUUAGUAAUCAAAGCAAAGAAUUAAGUGAGACACAAUUAAUGCCUUAUGAGUCAAGAAUAUAUUUGGUACAAUGAAUUCAUUUAUUCAUUUAUAUAUAUA